Molecule: messenger RNA, 1143 nt
Organism: Rhagoletis pomonella (apple maggot)
Lineage: Eukaryota; Metazoa; Arthropoda; Insecta; Diptera; Tephritidae
Exons: 3
Coding region: 751-1128 (125 amino acids)
Source: RefSeq, a predicted model, not a curated record
GCAGUCGUGUUUGACGCGCGCGCCAAGAAGGUUUGUGAUAUGCUUAUAUGCAUUCGCCGUUUGAGAAACAUUAAAAUUUUUAGAAAAUCAAAUACAUAAGUAAUAGGUACAUAUCUCCCCACUGUUUAUAGACUUAAACAAAUUUUAAAUGUUUGUGUGUAUGUGAAAUGCGCCGGAGACUGCCGUUAAUCACGUAUGAUUGAGAGUUUGGCAAUUAAAAAUUGAAAGUGCUAUGAUUGCUGGCCAAAUUUAUAUCGCUUAUUGAAUAAGCUUGCCAGAAGUCUUUUUAAAUACUACGAAAAAGUGAAAUAAAGCAAUAGUAAAUGCUGUUUGCCCUAUAAUUUUUAUAUUUAAUAAUGAAAUAUAAGUGGGUUUUAUUUAAAUAACAGAUAUUUCAAAAUAGCUGAAAUAUGGUUAUCCAUAACUGUUUGAAUUUACUAAUGCGGUUGACCUCAUUCCGGCUGGUGUAAAAGUGUGCUAAAUAUUUUUUUUAACAAAUCCACUAGCUAAAUUAAACCCACAACGAAGAUUUAUAGCAACAGUUACUUUUCAACACAAACUAUAACUUUGUGUAAUCAAGUGCUGCUUUGAAAUCAUCAUAAGCCAAACUGCAAAAGUAAUUUUGUGUUUCAGGAAUUAUUGGACGCUCUGGAAACUAUUAAAAUAUGCUAUAACUGACUGUGUCCAAAAUGCACGGGAUUUUGCAAAUUUAAAUUGGCGUAUGUUAAAGGCUUUACAAAAUCCUUCGACAUGUUUCACUGGAUGGAAAUACCAUUAAUAUUUAUAAUUUUUCAAGAUUGCACCCAAAGUUUGCGACUGGUUGAGGUGAGAAUACCAAAUUACGUGGUUAAGGGCUCAUCAGCACUACUCGAAUGCCUUUACGACUUGGAUGGUGAGUCGCUGUACUCGGUGAAGUGGUACAAGGAUGGUAACGAGUUCUAUCGAUAUGUGCCACGAGACAUGCCACCCGCACAAACAUUUCUACUGCCAGGUGUAUCGGUGGAGGUAAGUAAAAUUUAUAUCAUAACCAAGAAUUUUAUAUUCAUGCAAAUUAUACAUGCAAAUGAGGGUAUUUUUGUACUAUUGAAACGAGUGGCAUCAACAAAGAUCGGACAGUUGUCAAUAUAAUACAAUAAUUUUGUG